Molecule: messenger RNA, 3045 nt
Organism: Adineta ricciae
Lineage: Eukaryota; Metazoa; Rotifera; Eurotatoria; Adinetida; Adinetidae
Source: the annotation of a GenBank genome assembly
AUGCUUGGUGCGGCAAGUCCAAUUGCCUUUCUUCGUACAAAUAUGCAAGGUUGUCCACAUCUUCCUGCGAUAGGCUUCGAUCUCAAAUCAUCUCUUGAGUCAGUCAACUUAUGUGUAAAGAUUCCGAACUUUAUCACUGCUAAUUAUCAAGAAAACGGUGAAAAUUUCACGAAAGAAUGCGAUCAAAUCAAUCAACUUCGACAAAGUGCUAUUAAUUGCUCAGUAGAUGAAACGGGGAUUCAAUGGCUUAAACGAUACUAUUGUCAAUUACAAUUGUUACGCAAUCGUUUUCCAAUGUAUUCUGAUGGCGAAUGUUCAGUUCGGUUUACUUGGGAGGAUGGAUUCCAGCGAGAAGAAAAUACCUACAACGACAUUCGAUAUGAAGAAGCGUGUAUUCUAUAUAAUAUCGGAGUAAUCUAUUCGAAAUUAGGAGCUCAUGAAUCGAGGAAAACACAUGAAAGCAUGAAGAAUGCUUGUACUUAUUUUCGAUAUUCGGCAGCAUGCUUUGAAAAAGUACGAGAUCAAUACACACCAUAUUCGUUAGAUUUCACUUCAGAAUUAUUAACUUGUCAAGUGGAGAUUCUUUUGGCGCAAGCACAUGAAGCAGUUCUAGAGAAAUCAGUACUCGAUCAACGCCCACCUUCGGUGAAUGCUCAUAUUGCCAAGCAAAUCUCGGAGUAUUAUCAAAUGGCAUUAAGUAAUCUUGAGAAGCCUGAAGUGAAUUCAAUCAUAUCGAAACAAUAUCGAGAAUGGCGAACUGCAUUAACAUAUAAACUAUCGUAUUAUCUUGCUGUAACAUAUUACUGUUGUGGUAUGAUCGCGGAGGAAAGCAAAAAACGUGGCGAAGCUGUCUGUUAUUUCGAGAACGCGGUUGAACGAUUGAAAGAUGGUUGGAAAAAUGCCGAAAAAGUUUCCAGCGAUAAAACAUCUGUGUACAAAGAUGCACACGCUUUUACUAUUGAUGUCAUCACAGCAAAAUACAAAUCAAUGAAACGUGAUAAUGACAAUGUAUAUUUCGAAAAAGUUCCGACUUUAUCGAGUUUGCCUGUUGUACGAGGUGCAGUUGUAGCCAAAUCGCAGGCUUUCGAUUGCCAAAAUUCCGAUGUGUGUGGGACAGAUAUUUUCCAAAAAUUAGUACCACUGGAUAUUCAUCUAGCUGCAUCGGAAUAUAGUGAAGAAAAGGCGAAAGUUCUGCGUGAAAUUGUCGAUUUGACCGAUGCAAAAUCUCGCGAACUCGAAUCAUUUAUAAAUUGUUUACAAUUGGAUCGUCUUCUCUUGAACAACGAUUAUCUUCGUUUGCCACGUGAUUUACUAGAUUGCUCUGCUGGAGUUAUUAAUCAACCAAACAUGACACGAGAUCUGAUUUCUGUUAUGCAGCAGAUUAAUAGUCAACAUCAUGAUGUUAGUGCUCAAUUGACUGAACUUGAACAAUCAAUUGAAGCGAUAGAAAAAGUUAAUGUAUUUAUCAAAACAAACAAAGACCAUAAGGAUUUACAAACGAAUCUGAAGAAUAUUCGUGAGAUGAUGUCCCAAGCGAAUGAUAGUAAUAUCGAAUUACAUCGACAUAUGACGUCAAUAAUCGAUCAUUUGAAAAUUCUCGGCUCAACACCUGAUCAACUCGAAAAAUCUCUGCCGAUGAUGAUGGAGUUGAAUGACGAGAAUAACAAAUCAAAAUUGGCACGUUUGAGUCUACUGAAUGAAAAAGUGGAAACAAUGAAGAAACAACGCGAAACAUUAGUACAAGACCUACGUAAAAAGAUCGAAGCUGAUGACAUUACAAAACUUGUUCUCAUGCGACGACAGGAAAAUCAUAAAAGUCUAUUUUCUGAUCAACUGAAAAAACACGAAGAAUUAAUAAAUAUUAUCAAACAAAAUUGUACUGCCCAAGACAAAAUUCUUCAAUCGCUAUCAGACGCAAAUGCAGAUAUAGCCGAUCUGCGAGCAAAAAUGAUAAUGAUCUCUGAAAGUCGUCAACAAUUAAUUCAAGCGUAUAUUAAUUCUUAUAAAUCAUUUAAUGAUACAUUAUCCAAAGCAAACGAAGGGAUUGAAUUCUAUAAGAAACAAACAAUAAAAUUAACAUCAUUGAAUGAACGUCUUAUCAGUCUCAAAUCACAGCAAGAAUUACCGGUUGAAUAUGAUCGAAUAUAUCAGGAGAAGAAUGUAUCACUAGUUUCUGAUCGGCCACGACUAAAAGAUUAUUUACCAACAAUGAAACCCGAUUCUUGGGGUUCGACAGCGAAUCGAUCAGCUUCGAAAAUUGACGAGAAUACCUACAUCCCAUCGCCCAUGUCCCAUCGAAGUACUAACAAUAACUUUUAUUCGAAUGUGAUUCCACCGACUAACUCGUUCUUUUCAAAUAUAUCAGCACAAACAUACACAUCUCUGCCGAAUUGUAACUCACACGAAUUACAAUCACCAACUCAUUCUGAUUUAACAUCGAUACAGUACGCGCCACUACCACCAACAUUGACAUCUUCAGUAUGUCAACAUUCCAUGCCAUAUCAUCGACCACAAUUUCAUCAUUCGUAUUCAUAUGAUCAAAAUUUUUAUGGUCAACUUCCAUCGAUGUACAAUACUUCUAUUUCUCAGCAACAAUAUCAUCCAAAUACAACAUUUCAAACUCAACAAACAGUAUAUUCGUCACAACCGACAUCUGUACAGCAUCAACUAUCUUAUCCACCACCGGCACAAACCACUCCAAUACGUCAAUCAGGUUUAUCGCAGCCGCCCGUCUAUCAGUGCCAAAACAUCAGUGAUUCGAAUCGUUCUGCUCAACAGUCUGUACCAAUGUUACCUUCAAAAUUCGAUCCGUACCGUCCACAACCAGUCGGUGCAUACGAUAUUCCAUCGCACGCAAUGAAUCUUCAAGAUGUAUAUCGUCCAGGUGGUUUUCUAGGUAUGAAUCAGACACAAGUACCACCAUCAAUGUACAACAAUAAUAGUUAUGGCCAAAAUCAAUUUGUGCAAUAUAUUCCUCCUCCUCCCCCUCCUUCUUCCUCGACUGCGCCAAUUUCUUCAACCUUUUCUAAUUUAUCAAUAAACUAA